This is a messenger RNA of Oryza brachyantha (malo sina), 1962 nucleotides long. Its product is annotated as amino acid transporter AVT1A. Lineage: Eukaryota; Viridiplantae; Streptophyta; Magnoliopsida; Poales; Poaceae. The coding region runs from base 122 to 1744 and encodes 540 amino acids. The transcript is spliced from 12 exons. The record is from RefSeq and is a predicted model, not a curated record. Gene Ontology annotation, cellular component: plasma membrane.
UACGUGCCUCUUCGCCAUCUCUCCCGAAGCCUCCAUCUUCUCUCUCCGAUUCCGCCACGCGCAGCGAACGCUCCACUUGUGUGUGUGUCUCGCUCGCUGCUGUGAGUAACUACUGCGAGAGAUGGCGGCGGCGGAGGCGAAGCAGCGGGAGGAGGAGGAGGAGGAGGAGAUGACGCUGGACGACGGCGACAUCGAGGAGAGCCCGCGCCGCAGCUUCGAGGACGGCGACUCCGAGGACGGCGGUGACGAGGAGCGGGAGGAUGACGAGGGGUUGGGAUCGCCUCGGUCGUUCCAGUCGCGCCAGUGGCCGCAGAGUUACCGAGAAACAACCGACACAUAUACAAUUGCUGCGUCUCCGAGCUUUGGUUACUUGGGUCCCUCUACAAGCAAAUACUCGAUCUUUGAAGGUGGCCGUAGUAGUCUAGGAUCCGACCUGAAGUUGCCCUUGUUAUCUGAUAAGCUAGAUGGGAAGCAGGAAUCUGUCAAGAGCUUGCGAAAGACUCUUGGUUCAGCGAUAGAUGGGAAAAGCUCAUUUCUUACGCAACAUACUGGAGAAGUCUACAUCGGUCAAGGAUGCAGUGUAACACAAACAGUGUUCAACGGGGUUAAUGUCCUUGCCGGUGUUGGACUUCUUUCCACUCCAUUUACAAUUCAUGAAGCUGGAUGGGUAGGCCUUGCGGUCCUAGCUAUGUUUGCUAUUGUUUGCUGUUAUACUGGAGUUCUGAUGAAAUACUGUUUUGAGAGCAAAGAUGGUAUUUCUACAUAUCCAGACAUCGGUGAGGCUGCUUUUGGAAGGAUUGGUCGUCUGCUGAUAUCUAUUAUACUGUAUACUGAGCUAUAUUCAUAUUGUGUGGAAUUCAUUAUUUUGGAAGGAGAUAAUAUGACAUCAAUUUUCCCCCAUAUUGGUUUUGAUUGGCUUGGCAUCCAUGUUGAUGGGAAACAUUUCUUUGGAGUGUUAACUGCUCUUGUAGUCUUGCCCACAGUAUGGUUGCGAGAUCUUCGGGUUCUUUCCUACCUUUCUGCGGGUGGUGUUAUUGCAACUCUUCUGGUUUUCCUUUCCGUUGGUCUAGUCGGCGCUACUGAUGGUGUAGGGUUUCAUUUGACUGGGAAAGCAGUAAACUUAAGUGGUAUACCGUUUGCUAUUGGUAUUUAUGGUUUCUGCUACUCUGGGCACUCGGUGUUUCCAAACAUCUACCAAUCAAUGUCAGACCGCACGAAAUUCACUAAGGCAUUGUUUAUAUGCUUUGCAAUCUGCACAGCAAUAUAUGGCUCGUUUGCUAUUAUGGGCUAUCUGAUGUUUGGAGAGAAGACUCUCUCACAAAUAACUCUGAAUCUUCCUAAACAUUCAUUUGCCUCCAAGGUCGCACUAUGGACCACGGUGAUCAACCCUUUCACCAAAUAUGCCCUAUUGUUGAACCCAUUGGCUCGGAGUUUAGAGGAAUUGCGCCCUGAAGGAUUCUUGAACGAAACCAUCUGCUCUAUUAUACUGAGGACUGCACUUGUUGCAUCAACUGUGUGCAUUGCGUUUCUUAUGCCAUUUUUCGGUCUCGUGAUGGCUCUUAUUGGAUCUCUUUUGAGUAUACUUGUGGCCGUCAUAAUGCCUGCACUGUGCUUCUUGAAGAUCAGACAAAAUAAAGCAACAACUCCACAGAUCAUUGCAAGUGUUGGUAUAGUGAUAUUGGGCAUCAUCAGUGCUGCUCUUGGAACGUACUCCUCCGUAGUCAAAAUUGUGGAGAAUUACUAAGCUUUACAAGCCUAGCUGUCGUGCGGUUCCAUUAGGUCAGACCACAGGCAUCAGGCAUGUCAUAUACUCAUCCUGCUUAUGGUUAAUUGGUUAUGGCCCUCAGAAAUGGUGAGAUACAUAUAAUAGGUCCUCGGGCUUUUGCUAGAAUUACCGUGUUCAUUGUAAAUUAUUCGACCCAACAACGUAAUCUAUGUACCUUCGUAGCUGCUUCCUUACCA